AUGGCGUUUGUUCUUCCGUUCUGUGUUUCUUUGUCCAAAUCGGCGUUUCCAACAACACCGGCUUUCCACAACCGCAACGACCGGUCCAUACCUGCGGUGACGAAUCUCGAAGGACUGAUGAACUUGACGUCCUUGAUGGCAGCAGAAUGGCCCGACAACUGGGUCUCGACCUUGCCCGAGGCGUUGUACACACGAACAACACCGUCGUACGAACCAGUCAGAAUCUUUGGAGCCGUCUGCACCUCUCCAUCCGGUCCUGCUAGCGACAUGGAUCCAACACUGUCGAUUGCAGAAAUCCAGUCGUCGUUGUUGAAACUGGCCAGAAAUUGCGGAGGCAAAACCGCACGCGUGUACUCGAUGUCCAACGAGUGCUCGCUGGACAGCCCGUUGGCAACCAGAUACUCCUCGACGCUGCCCUUGAGCAAAGUUCCGUCAAUCAGGAAAUCAAACGGAACAGGCUUCUCCAAACCAACCAGAUGGUUCACGAUCUCAGACAACCCGUAUCUUUUGAGCGAAACAGGAACAAACACCGGAUUCCCCGGACAAUACCACCAGGACUCGGAUUUUUUGUAUUUGGAGUUCCCCGACGUGAACUUCUCGUACAAAUGGCCCACCAGAGACCUUCCGUGGCAUCUGUUUGAAAACGAGGCGCGCAAAAGACAGCCUGCCGUGGACGACGAGUUGAACCCAGAACUGGUUAACUCGCUCAACUCGCUUCUUUCGAAAAUCGACUCGUCAAUUCAGUUCAGUUCCGCGUUCAUGUUUCUGUAUUUGCUGGUUUCGCUGUGUGAGGAGAAAGACGUUGCCGGUCUCACGUUCACGAUCCGGUCCACUCUGCCAGUGGGAGCCGGAUUGGGCUCGUCGGCCUCGGUGUCCGUGUGUCUGGCCAGCGCGUUCUGCUAUCUGGGAGGCCACAUCGACGAACCAACGCUGAAGAUGGACGACGUCACCGUCAAAGACUCGGAACAGUGUCUAUUGGUGGACUCGUGGGCCUUUAUGGGAGAAAAAUGCUGCCAUGGCAACCCUAGCGGAAUAGACAACGCCGUGGCCACCCACGGAGGUGCAGUCAUGUUCCAGCGCAUGGAGUCGUCCAUGCCAAGCAUCAGAACGUCCAUGAGGAACCUGCCUCCGCUCAAUUUACUGCUUACAAAUACGAAAACUCCUCGAAGCACCGCAGCAUUGGUCGCUAACGUGUCCAAGAUCGUGAGCGAGUUCCCUAAGCCUUCUGGCCUCAUCCUGGAAACCAUGGACUCGGUCGCCAGAGAAGCGUACUCGCUGAUGCUCAGACCGUUCUUGGAUAGACCGUCCAAACUCAAAUUGUUGGAGCUUAUCAGACUCAACCACGGUCUACUGGUCUCGCUUGGUGUGUCGCAUCCAAACCUCGAGAGAAUCAAACUCUGGAGUGACGAGCUUCAAAUCGGCCAGACCAAGCUCACCGGAGCCGGUGGUGGAGGUUGUGCUAUUACCCUGAUAGAUGAUGAAAGUGCUACCCCUGAAAACCUGGAGAAGCUUACAGCCAAGUUUGACGAGGCUGGAUUCGAAACCUAUAAAACAACACUUGGAGGAAAAGGUGUUGGACUGCUCACCAGUAACACUACCAUGGCCUCCGAAACGUUCAGAAACCUGCCUGACCGGAAAUCCAUCGAACAGGCCAUCGGGUGUUCCGAAGUCGAGCACUGGCGUUUCUGGUGA
This is a messenger RNA of Ogataea philodendri, 1692 nucleotides long. RefSeq lists its product as uncharacterized. Gene Ontology annotation, cellular component: cytoplasm. The coding region runs from base 1 to 1692 and encodes 563 amino acids. Gene Ontology annotation, molecular function: ATP binding; mevalonate kinase activity. The record is from RefSeq and is a predicted model, not a curated record. Gene Ontology annotation, biological process: isoprenoid biosynthetic process; ergosterol biosynthetic process. Lineage: Eukaryota; Fungi; Ascomycota; Pichiomycetes; Pichiales; Pichiaceae. The transcript is spliced from 2 exons.